Messenger RNA from Haliotis rufescens (red abalone), 3918 nucleotides. RefSeq lists its product as uncharacterized. Bases 81 to 1139 code for a protein of 352 amino acids. The record is from RefSeq and is a predicted model, not a curated record. Gene Ontology annotation, molecular function: tumor necrosis factor receptor binding. Gene Ontology annotation, cellular component: membrane. The transcript has 9 exons. Gene Ontology annotation, biological process: immune response. NCBI's taxonomy places the organism in Eukaryota, Metazoa, Mollusca, Gastropoda, Lepetellida, Haliotidae.
CUCCAGCACCGAGCUGCGAAUGGCCGAUACUACUGAUCAGGACCCUCCCAUAUUUAUGGGGGCUCAUCUCUCCCUUGUCCAUGUGGUCAGCAUCUGCCCAGGGGAACCACCGCAUCCGCAUAACUUCCGUCAUGGAAUCUCAAUAUGUGGCUUUUCACAUUUCCCGGAAGCCUACCGGCUCCAACAAUCACGUUGUCAAGGAAACAGAAAGGAGCGCAUCUGGUUGCCAUGGACAUGGGUCUCGGGUCGGGUGGGCUGUUUGGGCGAUAUGCAUGUUUUCCGUCGGUGUCAACGUCGUGUUGCUGAUGAUGUAUAUCGGGCUGCAGAGGGAGGUGGACAGACAGAAAGGAGUUGUUGAUAAUAUUAACACCUUCCUGACCAAUCAGGAUGCAAGGGACAGCUUCAGGCAGGACCAGUCGCUGGGUCAGCCAGGCCAAGAAGCCGACGGGAAACUACGCGUGUCCACAAGAAGCUAUGGAAGUCAGCCCACCGGUAACCGUGAAAACAGGCGAAAUAGACGCAAUGCACGACGCAACAGACGCUGUUCCUGCAACAUGGACGUCAUCAGGCGUAACCUGGAGAACAACCCCCCAGCUUUUCAGUACCCGCCAAGACCCGCCGUCCACCUCAAGGGGCUCUCGCCCGCCAGGAACGGCUCAGCACAUCACGGCCAAAUACAUGACUUCAUACAAUGGGUACGGCCAAUGCCUGCCACCUACAGCUUCGAUGUUCUUCCCUCACAUAACCACCGCGUCGAGGGUCUGGUCAUCAAGUACAGUGGGACUUACUUCAUCUACUCACAAGUCGCCUUGAACGGAAAAACUAUUGAGAACACGGCGUUACCAGAAUGCGGACAUGAGAUCAUCAGAGAACGGCCAAAUGAAGACCCUCGAUUCCUCCUGCUGGUGAGAAGUGUCGCCACACAGGACCGAGAGGGCAGCUUCUACCCCCGGAGCAACGUGGAGGGGGGUCGUGUCUACCCCUUGGACACCCAGCUGCAGGCGGGACUAUUCGGGCUGGUGCGAGGCGACAUACUCAGGGUUCGAGUCUCCAACUACUGUAAGCGGUAUUCACGUGUCCGGAUGAACGAAGAGUUCACUUACUUCGGUGCCUUCAUGGUCAACGAUUCGCCAAUGUGAGGAGGGGGAUGUCACGUGACCAGACAAUCCACGAGACAAUCACUGCACUGUGGGGAGCUUGCACGGGUCGCAUUGGGAGAACGUCAUUGAAUGACCUUUGUGACAAGGUUUGAAUACUGAAACCAAGUUUCUCGGCGCCUUGCCUCGAACUUACUCCUAGCCUUUGAAGUCGUGCAUUAACAGAAACGAUGUGUUGACAAGGUUUUGUGUGCAUUAAGUCGUGUAUAAUAGAUAACACUGUGUUCUCUGCGUUAUUUCCUGCAUCUAAAGUCGUGUAUCAACGUAAAGAAAUGUGUCAAAUUACUUUCUGUCGUGUGAAAAGACAUUUUUAAUUGUGUUAUUCGCGAGGACAACUGUAUAAAAUUAAAUUAAAAAAAAUACCAAACCAUUAUUCAAUUGGCAAAAUCCAUUACCUCGAAUUUGAUAGUGGUCUCCCACUUUGUAGGAAAUCCACCUCUAUUGUAGCAUCAUUUUGGAGGGAAUUCUCCUCUAUUGUAUUAUCACACCCAUGGAAAAUCCAUUCUCCCGAAUUAUAUAGUGGUCUGCCUCUGUCUUCUGAUCUGACUGGUUCUGUAUUCGCCACGACGAAUGUGUCAUUCCCCUCUACUGUAGCAUCACCCCGUGGGAAUUCCCCUCUAUUGCAGCAUCACCUCGUGGGGAUUCCCCUCUAUUGCAGCAUCACCCCUUGUUCAUUUCCCUCUAUUGCAGCAUCACCCCUUGUUCAUUCCCCUCUAUUGUAGCAUAACCCCUUGGGAAUUCCCCUCUAUUGUAGCAUCACCCCUUGUUCAUUCCCCUCUAUUGUAGCAUCACCCCUUGGGAAUUCCCCUCUAUUGUAGCAUCACCCCUUGUUCAUUCCCCUCUAUUGCAGCAUCACCCCUUGGGAAUUCCCCUCUAUUGUAGCAUCACCCCUUGUUCAUUCCCCUCUAUUGUAGCAUCACCCCUUGUUCAUUCCCCUCUAUUGUAGCAUCACCCCUUGGGAAUUCCCCUCUAUUGUAGCAUCACCCCUUGUUCAUUCCCCUCGAUUGUAGCAUCACCCCUUGGGAAUUCCCCUCUAUUGUAGCAUCACCCCUUGUUCAUUCCCCUCUAUUGUAGCAUCACCCCUUGGGAAUUCCCCUCUAUUGCAGCAUCACCCCUUGUUCAUUCCCCUCUAUUGUAGCAUCACCCCAUGGGAAUUCCCCUCUAUUGUAGCAUCACCCCUUGGGAAUUCCCCUCUAUUGUAGCAUCACCCCUUGGGAAUUCCCCUCUAUUGUAGCAUCACCCCUUGGGAAUUCUCCUCUAUUGUAGCAUCACCCCUUGGGAAUUCCCCUCUAUUGUAGCAUCACCCCAUGGGAAUUCCCCUCUAUUGUAGCAUCACCCCUUGGGAAUUCCCCUCUAUUGUAGCAUCACCCCUUGGGAAUUCCCCUCUAUUGUAGCAUCACCCCUUGGGAAUUCUCCUCUAUUGUAGCAUCACCCCUUGGGAAUUCCCCUCUAUUGUAGCAUCACCCCUUGGGAAUUCCCCUCUUUUGUAGCAUCACCCCUUGGGAAUUCCCCUCUAUUGUACCAUCACCUCGUGGGAAUUCCCCUCUAUUGUAGCAUCACCUCGUGGGAAUUCCCCUCUAUUGUACAAUCAUAUCGUGGGAAUUCCCCUCUAUUGCAGCAUCACCCCGUGUGGAUUCCUCUCUAUUGUACUAUCACCUCGUGGGAGUACCCUCUCAUGUACCAUCACCUCGUUGGAGUACCCUCUAUUGUACCAUCACCCCGUGGGAAUUGCCCUCUAUUGUACCAUCACCCCGUGGGAAUUGUCGUCUAUUGUACCAUCAUCUCGUGGGAAUUGCCCUCUAUUGUACCAUCAUCUCGUUGGAAUUCCCCUCUAUUGUACCAUCAUCUCGUGAGAAUUCUCCUUUAUUGUACCAUCAUCUCGUGGGAAUUCCCCUCUAUUGUACAAUCAUAUCGUGGGAAUUCCCCACUUUUGUAUCAUCACCCCAUGGGAAUUCCCCUCUUUUGUGACAUCAGCCCGUGGGAAUUCCCCUCAAUUGUUCCAUCACCCCUUGGGGAUUUCCCUCUAUUGCACCAUCACUUUGUAGGUAAUUCCCCUCUAUUGCACCAUCACCUCGUGGGAAUUCCCCUCUAUUGUUCCAUCACCUCUUGGGGAUUCCCCUCUAUUGCACCAUCACUUUGUAGGUAAUUCCUCUCUAUGUACCACAACCCCUUGGGGAUUCUAAAUAUGAAGUGAAUUGUACUUUAAUUACUUGAUCAUGACUUAAGCUGAGAGAAGCUCUUGUUUUCCUCCCGUCCUUCUGUCCAAAUAUUAACUUGCUGUGGAGUUAUACAUUCCGUUUAUUUUCUGUCAGGGGGAAAUAUAUUGUCCCAGAUUGUCGUGUUUAUAUGUAUGUUGUUAUGGGCCUAAUGGACUUGCCAUGUCGGUUGUUUAUUCACUUGUUGUUUUUGAAUGUUUAAUAUUACACUGUACAUCAAUGUAAGCCAUUAGUACAUCCCUGGGUGUGCAAAAAAUCGAGGUUUGUCAAAACCCGUCCUGGAGGGUUUCCCGAAGUGUUGAACACCUAACACAUCACUGCUACUUUCCCCCACCAAGCUGACGCGCCGUGAUAUAACUGAAAUAUUGUUCCAAGAGGCGCUAAACCCAACUCACUCACUCACUCACUCACUCACACAACACUUGAUACAAUCUGAACAAUGAACUGUAUGUUUGCCAUAGUGCAAUGUGUGUACGGAGAGGGACGUGCGAUACUUUUCCCGAUCCAUUUGUACUCUUGAGACAAUAAAAUAUGAUUAAACCAAA